CUCGAGCUCGACCGAGAGUCAGCGCGCGAUUAGGUCGCAAAGGGUCCGCUUGGUUUCACAGCGAUUACAUCACUUGACCGAAAAUUCAUGGCGGUUCAGCAGAGCAGCUCGGCAGUAAUAUUCGCAUCUCCGCUUUGGUCAUCUGUGUAAACUCCGGGUGUUACAUGGGCGUCGUCUUCCCCUUGGUGUGCCCGUGCUGUGUGUAAAUAUCUCUUUGAAUAAGCGGGUGGGAGAUGGACACCUCCCUGACUGACGACGAUGGCUGGAGACGCCGCGCGUGUCUCUCUCGUCAGUCAAAUCGCGGUCGUCGUUCUGCGACUAUUCGUCGCUUGAUACACAAAACGCCGUGCUUACUGUCGCGCGCGCUCUCGACCUGCGUGCCAAAAAUAAAUUUCUCUCGUUCUCUCUCCUCUCGUCAAGUAUUUAAUUAAACAAACGUAUUGGUGAGAACCUCUCUCUUCCGGUGUUGCGCGCCUCACGUCAAAGUUCUGUGACUCCACGAACAUUUUUACAGGUCUAAAAAUAGAAAAUCAAAAAAUAAUUUGAAAAAAUUGAGUAACAAUCGUUCAAGAAAUUCUGGAUUCUGGAAUGUUUUGUUAUUGAGAUUUUGGACGGAUCUUUUUCGGGUUACCAUGAGAUAAAAAGUAGAUAUAACAAUUCGGUGUAUGAUAUCAAAAGAAGAAAUCCGAGGAGCGGUGCCGCGUCAAAGACACCGUACGUCGUACAACUGACUCCAAGCAUCCGCAAGAUGAUGAGGCAAUUGAUACCGCUGCUUCUUCUGGCGGUCGCGGUGUUGUCUCACGAGCCGUUCAAAGUGAUAUUCGAAUGGAAAUCUAUCGACUUCGAAUGGCUGUCGGACGAAGUGCGGCAGUUCGCCGUGCUACGCGGUGAUUACAUACCGGCGAGCAACUUCAUAACCACGGUGAAAUUUUGGAAGGACAAGAUGUAUUUGACGCUGCCGCGAUGGAACGACGGCGUGCCAGUGACGCUGGCGGUCACGUCGGCGACUCCGGUGAACAACGUGACGGCGCCCAAGUUGGAACCUUAUCCCGACUGGAAUAUGCAGAAGCUGGGCGACUGUUCGGCGUUUCAGUUGGUCCACAGUAUCGAAAUUGAUCCUCGAGGUCGCAUGUGGGUGCUCGACACCGGACGGCCAAAAACAUAUCGACAGUUUAAAGCCUGUCCGGCGCGUCUUGUUAUUCUCGACCUCGAGGACAAAGGCAAGAUUCUUCGUACAUACGAGUUUCCCAACGACGUGGCCAGUCUCGACGACACAUAUCUCAACGACAUCGUUCUCGAUCACGAGGACGGUGUGAUGGCGUACAUCACCGACAGCGGCAAGCAUGAUCCGGGCAUCAUCGUCUACUCGUUGCAAAACAACACUUCUUGGAAGGUCCGACACGAUUCCAUGAAGGCGAAGUCGGAAGCGGCAGGUUUCAUGGUGGCGAAGACGCACGUGAUCAAUAAGAUGAACGUGGACGGCAUUGCGCUUUCACCGGCGAGCUGCAGCGAAGAAAAAUGCGAAAGACAAAUCUACUACACGCCUUUGUCCUCCUUCCACCUGCACUCGGUCUCGGUGGACGCGCUGAAGAACAACGCGACGCGCAUUAAUCCCUACGUAAAAGAGCUCGGGCGAAAAUCUUCGCAGACCGACGGUAUGAUGAUGUCAUCCACCGGUGUGCUUUACUUUGGUCUAUUGGCCGACGACGCUAUCGCUAUGUGGGAUACAAAGACCGCUCCGUCCUUCACCAUCGGUCAGAGAAUCAUAUCACGCGAUCACGUAUUGACGCAAUGGCCUGCCAGCUUCUCGUUCGACCACGAGGGCAACUUGUGGUGCGUCACUAAUAUGCUGCAAAAUGUUUUGAACAACAAAGUCAACAUUAACGAGUCCAACUACCGUCUGAUUCGAGCACGCGUGGGUUUUAAAAGUUAUCUGUAUUACGAGAACGGUACGGCACCUGAAUGGCCGGAUGUCACCGCGGACGCCGAGUCCGUAAAACUCACGUUCGCCUCACUUCUAAUCGUCGUCUUAGCGCUCGUUGCAAAAUAGUCGCAUCUUAAUGCGUAGAAAAUCUUUAUCGGGAAGACGGUAUAUAUGAUUUACGUGUUACAAUAUUUUUGCGCUGAAGUUUUUAUUAUCAACACACAUACGAUGAACCAAUAGUGCGCCCGUUGUGAUAAAUGAUUACGAUAUAUUGCAUUAUGUAUCAGUAUUCAAAACACACACACAUAUACAGAGAGAGAGAGAGAGAGAGAGAGAAAGAGAGAAAGAGAGAGAAACAAAUCGAUAUCUUAAGACAUCUUUUGAGCGCAUCUAUUUUUUUUUUGGAGUAUUAUAAUAUUAAUAUUUCACAAAGGAUCAUAUUGAACGAACAUUGUUGGUUUUAAUAAUUUAUACGUACAUAAAUAAAUAACUUGAGAUUUCA
Pseudomyrmex gracilis is the source of this 2426-nucleotide messenger RNA. RefSeq names its product protein yellow-like. Lineage: Eukaryota; Metazoa; Arthropoda; Insecta; Hymenoptera; Formicidae. Bases 749 to 2050 code for a protein of 433 amino acids. The record is from RefSeq and is a predicted model, not a curated record. Gene Ontology annotation, cellular component: extracellular region. The transcript is spliced from 3 exons.